Molecule: messenger RNA, 346 nt
Organism: Paramuricea clavata
Lineage: Eukaryota; Metazoa; Cnidaria; Anthozoa; Malacalcyonacea; Plexauridae
Source: the annotation of a GenBank genome assembly
AAGGGUGAUGCAAAAGGCACGUUUGAUUGUCACCGAGGUUGAAUCUUGGGCUCGUAAGAAUUUCGAGAUCACGUGUUAUUGCGAUCAUUUUUCUGUUGUUUUGCACUCUGGUUCUCGGGAUCACCACGUCGUGGUUCAACUGUACGAAGGAGAAUUACGCGUAAACACAAGUAUCAAAAGUUGGACCGAGUGCAUCAAGACGGUGGUUCGACGUAACCUGAGCAACUUCAUGGAUACUGUUCUCUCGAUUCCGGGAGUGUUCACUGGAUUGCUGAAACGUCUUACUGAUUUUGCGUUAAAAGCUCUUACUGAAAAUGAACAUGAAAAAAGCUCUAAAUGUAAAUGA